AUGGCCAGUAUAGGGCAGGAGAAUAAGAAGGGCUUCUUCAACUAUCCGGAGGCUAGGAAGGGUCCAGAUGUUCCUUACAAGAAUGACAGAAAGGAGAAUCCGGCCGUGAGAGGAUGGUUUAUCUACAUCUCAGCCCUCAUUCUUGAGAAUAUCUCGCUGGUUCGCCACAAUGUUUGGCGUAAUACUGGAUUUGGCGACCUACGCAAGAUUCGAACUUAUCUGGAGUACUUCGAACCUAGAUAUGACCCAACUGUUGUCCCCACCACAGCUCCAACAUCCCCGUUUGAGAGCAAAGAUGACCUGGCCGUUGACUCCACAACUGCUCCGUCACCAAAAACGUUGUCGAGUCAUGGGUACUACUCUGUAUCUGACUAUACAGCCAUGUAUUUAUCUGGAGACCUGACUCCUACUGCUGUCGCCAAAGCCUUGCUUCCUCUGAUACAGAAGGACACGUCUCCACCUGGCCAGUAUUCUGCCGGAUGGUUCGACAGCAAAGUUGAGCUGAUUAUGGCUGCGGCUGAGGCUUCGACAUUACGUUACCAGAAAAAGGCACCUCUUGGACCACUAGAUGGUGUACCAGCUGCUGUAAAGGACGAAUAUGAUAUCGAAGGCUAUACGACCUGCCUCGGAUCUGUGAACGACUACACGGGAGAAGCUGCACCAGGAGAGACCAUCACCGCAUGGUGUGUGAGGAAGAUGGAUGAGGCUGGAGCCAUCAACUUCGGAAAGCUGCACAUGCAUGAAUUUGGUCUGGAUACAUCCGGCAACAACCCAGUCAAAGGCACACCUCCCAACCCUUACAACCCUAAUUACUACACUGGCGGCUCCUCCAGUGGAUGCGGUUACGCUGUAGCCUGUGGACUCAUCCCCAUCGCCCUAGGAGGUGACGGCGGAGGCUCAAUACGUAUCCCAGCCUCCUUCUGCUCGGUAUUCGGACUCAAGCCCUCCCACGGUCGUCUCUCCUUCAAGCCAUGCAUGAACCACUCCUCCACCUGCGCCGUCAACGGUCCCAUCGCCUCAGAUAUCACUUCUCUAACAAGCUUCUACCAAGUCCUUGGCGCCCCUGAUCCGUCAUCCAUCUUCCCUCCUCCAUCCUUAACAAUCCUCUCGCCCUCUCUCAAGAAAGUAAAAGUCCUGGGUAUCCCCGAAGUAUGGUUCGCACGGAGCACACCCGCUAUCCAGAGACUCUGUCGCUCGCUGAUAGACAAGAUGGUCACGGUGCAUGACUACACCAUCGUACCCAUCACCAUCCCUUUCCUCUCCGAAGGACAAAUCGCACACGCAAUGACCGUCUUGACCGAUGCAGCAACACUUCUCCCCGUCACGCAUAACCUCACUUCUGCAAACAGGAUCAUGAUCUCUCUCGGCACAGUAACGCCAGCCAUCGAUUACCUCCUGGCUCAGAAACUCCGGCAAUUAUUGAUGCAGCACCUUGCGUAUCUCUGGCAGCAACACCCGGGCAUGAUAAUCCUCACGCCGACGACGAGCUGCGCAGGUUGGAAGAUCGGCCAUAAAGAUGAUCUGAAGUACGGUAUCAGCGAUGGGAAUCAGACACUGAAGACGAUGGAGUAUGUCUGGAUGGCGAACUUCCUGGGAUUACCUGGUCUGACUGUGCCAGUUGGGUACGUAAAGCCGGAGGGAAGUAAAGGGGCAGGUGACGAGGCGGUUGAGGAGACUGAAGGACGUGUGCCUGUGGGUUUGAUGGCUAUGGGUAAGUGGGGCGCUGAGGAAGAUCUGUUGCGAUGGGGCCUUGACGCUGAGGGUGUUGGAGAGGAGAGGAGGAGACGGCCGCCGAUCUGGGUGGAUGUUAUUGAAAGGGCAAGGGUGGAGAUGAAGAAAACGUGA
Cadophora gregata is the source of this 1845-nucleotide messenger RNA. RefSeq lists its product as uncharacterized. The coding region runs from base 1 to 1845 and encodes 614 amino acids. NCBI's taxonomy places the organism in Eukaryota, Fungi, Ascomycota, Leotiomycetes, Helotiales, Ploettnerulaceae. Gene Ontology annotation, molecular function: catalytic activity. The record is from RefSeq and is a predicted model, not a curated record. The transcript is spliced from 4 exons.